CCCCAAGACGGCAUCAACGCAUCACUUCAGAUCUCUCUCGCUCCAUCGGAUGAAGUUCGCCCUGAUCGUUGCCUUCGUGGCCGCCACCGUCCAUGCUGCCGCCCCCAAGUCGUUCCAGUGCUUUGAAGGAAAGGACUUUUUCGGGCACGGAGAUGUCAGCAACGUUCCUGGCGGUACUCCCGAAAUCUGCCAGAAGGCUUGCUCUGAAGUCCCGGCAUGCAACGCUGUUGCGGUUGCCCUCUUUGACGGCAACUGCUACCUCAAGACACUAACCCAGGAUAGUCAAUCCCGCUUGGUUGACAAGACUGACGUCAUCACAUGCGUUGAUGUUACCUUGACUGGCGGCGCCAACGCUGGUGGGGCAGGGGGUGCCGCCGCCAAGGAAAAGUUCACCGCCUCCGACGACGACGAUGACGACGAUGACGACGAUGACGAUGAUGACGAUGAUGACGAUGAUGACGAUGAUGACGAUGAUGACGAUGAUGACGACGAUGACGAUGAUGACGAUGAUGACGAUGAUGACGCAUUGUUCGAUGAAGAUCAAUUCGAUGGCGAUGUCCCCGACAGCUUGGCCGACUCACUGAGUGCCGACGAAGACGGCGCGCUGUACUACGAAAGCGACGUCGACGACGAUGGUCCGUAUGAAUCGGACGUCGUGAGUCACGAUGCCAAGUCAGACGAUGACGAUGACGAUGACGACGAUGAUGACGAUGAUGACGACGAUGACGACGACGAUGACGACGAUGACGAUGAUGACGACGAUGACGAUGACGACGACGAUGACGAUGAUGAUGACUACGUUGAAUAG
Aphanomyces invadans is the source of this 808-nucleotide messenger RNA. RefSeq lists its product as hypothetical. Bases 50 to 808 code for a protein of 252 amino acids. The record is from RefSeq and is a predicted model, not a curated record. Lineage: Eukaryota; Oomycota; Saprolegniomycetes; Saprolegniales; Verrucalvaceae. The transcript has a single exon.